Messenger RNA from Physella acuta, 4152 nucleotides. Its product is annotated as kelch-like protein 36. Lineage: Eukaryota; Metazoa; Mollusca; Gastropoda; Physidae. The record is from RefSeq and is a predicted model, not a curated record. Gene Ontology annotation, molecular function: protein binding.
UUCUACCCAGUUGCCCCACAUUUACCUAGUAGGAGAGAAAAUAUAAAAUCUUUUGCGUAGCCUAAAUUUAUUCACAUAGUGAGCAGUGUUAGCACAUUCCCACGUUGUGUAUGAGCUCUAGUGUUCAAGUUGUCCACAAGAAAGCCCCAAGUACCACCAGCCCGCGUGAAGUAACCAUGCUGAGUAGACCCUAACACAAUGAGCAGCGAGCCACACAAAGUCAAGGCAGAUGGCUAUGGAGACAGCGUCAUCAAACAUUUUCAGAACCUGCGCACCGAGAAUGAGUUGUGUGACUUCAAGGUCUUGGCCCAGGGAAGGGUUUUUGAGGUCCACCGGGCACUACUGGCUGCCACCAGUGAUUACUUCCGGGUCAUGUUCAAAGGUGUCAUGGCAGAGAGCAGACAGGACACCGUGGACCUUAAAGGUGUUUCUGCUGAUGGUCUGCAACAGGUGAUAGACUUUAUCUACAGUGGGGAAAUGAGUUUAUCAGAUGAGAAUUUGACUGAGGUCAUCAACACAGCCAGUCACCUGCAAGUUGCCAGUGCUAUAGACGUCUGCAGCUCCUACAUAAAGUCGCUGUUGACCUUUGAGAACUACGAAGAGCUGUUGUCUAUAGCUGACACGUACUCUCUGGAGUCUGUGGUUGUCCACUGGGAGAACAUGAUACAUGAGAGGUUCAUGGAGUUCACUGGGACACAGGCUUUCUUGAAGAUGGACGGUGAUAAGUUAGCCAGGCAUUUGUUACAGAACAGCCUGCGUGUGCCAUCUGAAUAUCAGCUGUUUGUCAGUCUGGACAAGUGGUUUCGGUUUCAAGCCACUCGACUGGCCCAAGACUCAGCUAAGCUGCUCAGCAACAUCCGCUUUGGUCUGAUGUCAGAACAAGAACUGACUGCAAUCCGUGAUACAGAUUCUAUCAAACGCUGUCCAGUUGGUCAACAGCUGAUAGCUAAAGGCUACCAUUACCACAUGGACAGCAAGAAGGGCCACCCCAGCAUAGACGAACACUGCAAGGUGCGUGCAGAUGAAGCAGCCAUCGUCAUGGUUCACCUGGGUACCUCCCACAUGCCCUUCCAAAUCACAGCAUUCAACCCCACCACCAAACUCUUCUACUGCCUCUUCAGUGACGUCAACGGCAUCAGGGACUGUCGGGUGGCCUCUGUUGACAACUUCGCUUACAUUUGCCGCGUUGUAGACUUUGGGGGCGGGACAUUAAUGAGCUCGUUGUUCAGGUUUGACCCCCGGCAUCUGAUUGGUCAAGAGCUUCGACCAAUGAGACGACUUCGGCUGGAAUUCGCCUGUGUUUCCCACACCAGGUGUCUGUACGCGUUUGGUGGCACAACGGAACAGUUCACCAUCCUGGACUCUGUCGAGUGCUACAACGUCCAGUCCAACACCUGGGACGAGCUGCAACCCCUGCCGGCGCCCACACACUCUCUAGCCGCCGUGUCGCAUGGCUCCAAAAUCUACCUCUCUGGUGGCAUCUCUGGUCAGGACCGCACCAUAGUGGCCAGUUUUUUCAGCUACGACCCCGUGACCAGACGCUACGAGCCAAAGCCCAGCAUGUUCUAUGCCCGGCGGCUUCAUGACAUGAUAGCCUUUAAAAACCAAAUCUUCGCCCUUGGGGGCAUCUCCAGGCAGGGGAUCCCCCUCUACGGGCAAAUUCCAAUUGAACGUUUUGACAUGGUGACCAACCAGUGGACCAUGUUAUCCUCCACGCUAGGCGGCAGGUCAGUGGGUCAUUAUAUGUUCCUGGACGAAGGUCAGAUCCUCUCCCUGGGGCAUGAGCACCACAGUGCAACCGAAGAGGAAAUGUGGCUGUACAUGCCGGACAGUGACUCCUGGUCCAAGUACUCUAAGGCCCCCCACAGGAUGAGUCUCAACUCGGCGCUAUGCAUGCAACUGUACAUCAACUUUUUCCAGGAGAAGGUCUCCAGCAAGGUGAUGAAGGACAAAUGAUCUGAAACCCAGGGGCCAUCUUGUUUUAUUUUCCCAACAUGAGCAUUCUGCACUUGUUACCUCAGAAGAAUUGAACUCUCCUGUAAAGGAAAUUAUGUUCAUUCAAUGUCGGCAGGGAUCUGCAAUGUACUAUUUUCAUCUUUAUAUACAUAUAUAUAUAUAUUACUGAUACACAUGUACAAAGUGGUGUCUUUGACACCAGACUGAUGAGAUCUAAUGUCAUGUCGUCAAGGCAACCAGUUUGAGGAGCUGUAUUCUGAUGUCAGGAACACAGGGUUGAUAAAAUCAUGUCUAUUAUCAUGUUGUCAGGAAAUCAGGUUGAUGAGAUCUCAUGCCCAUCAAGAUGUUGUCAAGGACCCAAUGAAGUUUCACAAGCUUCCACUACCAAAGUAUUCAAAUCUGGACAGGACUCACUGAUAACUAUGGAGAGUCUAGCCACCCAUGGGCAGUUCCCUCCCAGUUUUAGCUACACUGUGCUAUUAUUUGCAAUAUGGAUCUGCAGUGAUGGGUACUGGCUAGCUUCAGUUUGGUAUUUCCUGGAACUUAUAAAUUGAUGAAAUGUUGGCCGAUGUUAUAAGUAAGAAUACCAAUCACAACAAGCCAACAUUUUUACAAAUGUGAUUUCUGAAGGAAAGUUGCUAGAGCUACUAUCCUUAAUUUUUAUGCAUGUUAUUUCUGAAGAAAUAUGUUUGAGCUACCAUCUACGUUUUUUACGGAUGUGAUUUCUGAAGGAAAGAUGCUAGAGCUACCAUCCAUAAUUUUUACGCAUGUUAUUUCUGAAGAAAUAUGUUUAAGCUACCAUCUGUGGUUUUUAAAGAUGUUAUUUCUGAAGACAUAAGUUUGAGCUACCAUCUGUGGUUUUUACGCAUGUUAUUUCUGAAGAAAUACGUUUGAGCUACCAUCUGUGGUUUUUACUGAUGUUAUUUCUGAAGAAAUAAGUUUGAGCUACCAUCUACAGUUUUUACUGAUGUGAUUUCUGAAGGGAAUAUGAGAGUGCUCCCAGGCAAAGUUUACAUUGUGAAAAAAGAAAUCUGUAACAGAUGGACUUGUAGGAGCUAAACCCAUCUCUUGACAUGAACUGUUUUUUAUCUUAUUGUUUGACCCUAAAGUUCCACAGGUUUUGCAUGUGAUAUUGUUCAACAACCAGACCUUUAUAGGGAUAAACAUUCAGGAACAAAAAGUUGCAUUAAUUAGAACCAUAUUUUCACUUUUAUCAUGAUAUACAUUUCUUUAUGUAUAUACAUUUGUCUGUGUUACUGUGUGUAGUAUAACUUCUAAACAGACAUUUCAUAGCUGUAAUACUUGUCUUUGUAGAAUAUUUCACUUUUAUGGUAACAGUUUAUGCUGUUACUCUUGCAUAUUUUAUUUUUGUUAAAUGUAAAAAAAAAAUUUUAUGGUUUUUUAGAUUAAUUUAUUUCUGUUUUGACCUACUGUAUGGCUCACUGGAAUUAUAAAUUCCACUAGCCUAAUUAUAUUAAUGAAUUAUUAAUUCCUCUAGCUUAGUGCUAUUCAAUUAUAUAUUCUUGGCUAAGUUGGGUUUCUUUGUUAUAAAAUGAAUUUUAAGAAUGUUACAGAAAUAUCAAAUAGUAUUAUAUGUUACUUACAAAGGAAAUUUCAUCUAUUAUUAUGGGAGGCUUUUAAUUUUAAAUUUUCCCCAAAUUUUAUUAAGCUGUCUAAAAAUAAGCAAGGACUGUCCAACUACUUAUUUACAUGUUAAAAUCGUGAAAACAAAUACUUGGGUUUAGAUGGUAACUAAAGCAAUAUUUCUUUCAUUCUGACUGAUCCAAAUCUCCCUUUUAUAUUUAGACUACCUUUUAUUUAAAAACUAAUUUCUUUUGCUUGGGUUUAUUGAUCAUGUUUCUAAACCAGCUUUUUUAAACAUUGCAUAUUGUCAUUUUGAAAAAAAAAGAAUUAUUUUUGUGCUUUUUUUUUUGUAAAUAUUAGAACAUUCAAAUGUGGCCAACAGCUCUAAUUGAACAUCACAGAAUGUGUGGCCAAAAUUGUCAACAGCACAUGACAGCAAGUGUAGUCACCAGCACCUCACAGAAAAUAUGGCCAAUAGCAACUCACAGAAAAUUUGGCCAACAGCACCUCACAGAAAAUUUAGCCAACUUCCAACAUGCCACUUGGCAACACUGCUUGCCAAAAAAAAAAAAAUCUGAAACAGUUUUAAGCUAAAUCUGGCUCUAACAAUUA